Molecule: messenger RNA, 573 nt
Organism: Metarhizium acridum CQMa 102
Lineage: Eukaryota; Fungi; Ascomycota; Sordariomycetes; Hypocreales; Clavicipitaceae
Source: RefSeq, a predicted model, not a curated record
AUGAAGACAUUAGCGUUCUUUAUGGGCUACAUCGCCAUUGUUGCGGCAAGUCCCCUUUUGAAACUUGAUAUUGGGAAGCAAAAGACUCCAACAGGGCCAUUCCAAUUCACCUCGACGUACAGCGUCAAGGUUGACCCAAGGGCUGUUGUCGACGCCAACAACAACCCUACCGGCGGAGUAGCCGGUGCGUCUGGGCUAUUUCAAUAUGGCAUCAACAGUUAUGAAAACAUCAUUUGCUACAAUCUCACCUUGGAUGGCUUCCGCGGUGAAUAUCAGUCGCCCGCUCUGACGGCUACUCACAUUCACGAAGCACCAGUAGGAAAGCCUGGACCACCACGUAUUGCAUUCACAAAUCCACAAGGCCCUGAAGGUGGUCGUCGAACUAGCAUUGGCUGCCUGAGAGGGCCGUUUCUCACUGGCGUAAGGGUGGACGGCAAGGAUACGGGUGAAGGAUUUCAUGUUGAGCAGAUUGAGAGAAACCCGUCUGCAUUUUUCACAGACGUUCAUUCUAGCUUGGCUGUUCCUGGUGCCGUUAGAGGUCAAUUAGACGGCAGAAACGAGUGCCAAGGCUAG